Lycium barbarum (goji berry) is the source of this 564-nucleotide messenger RNA. RefSeq lists its product as uncharacterized. The record is from RefSeq and is a predicted model, not a curated record. The coding region runs from base 1 to 564 and encodes 187 amino acids. Gene Ontology annotation, molecular function: nucleic acid binding; RNA-DNA hybrid ribonuclease activity. The transcript has 2 exons. NCBI's taxonomy places the organism in Eukaryota, Viridiplantae, Streptophyta, Magnoliopsida, Solanales, Solanaceae.
AUGGGCACAGGAAGACUAGUAUCAUGCAAGAAUCCCUCUAUUAGAAAUAUUCCUGCUGGAUGGAAGGAAUUGAUUCAAAUGUUGGAGGGAGGCAAGGCAAGAGUGAAGGUAACACAAGUUAGAUGGAAUUUACCUCCACUGGGGUGGUGUGCUUGCAACACAGAUGGUGCUUCUAGAGGUAACCCAGGGAGGAGUGCCUAUGGUUUUUGCUUGAGAGACGCUGAAGGGAAUUUACUAUAUGCACAAGUUGAGGAGAUUGGUUAUGCCACAAAUAUAGAAGCAGCAAUUGUGGCUAUUUUGGAGGCCUUGAGGUACUGCAAGCAACAAGGGCUUCACAACAUCAUUUUUCAGACAGAUUCUCAAACUAUUCAGAAAAUAUUGUCUGAAGAAUGGAAACCUCCAUGGAAUAUUACAGGUUGGGUGGAAGAGGUGGAGGAAUAUAAAAGGGACCUGGACGUCAUAUUCAAUCGUACUCUAAGGGAAGCAAAUACUGAUGCUUUAGCCAACUUUGCUUUAGAUGAAGGUCCUUUGCAGUGCUACUUGUUUGAGGAGUUGAAUGUGUAG